Messenger RNA from Chanos chanos (milkfish), 1835 nucleotides. It is a transcript of the gene mrpl37, whose product is annotated as mitochondrial ribosomal protein L37. Gene Ontology annotation, biological process: translation. Gene Ontology annotation, cellular component: mitochondrion; ribosome. Gene Ontology annotation, molecular function: structural constituent of ribosome. The record is from RefSeq and is a predicted model, not a curated record. Bases 85 to 1386 code for a protein of 433 amino acids. The transcript is spliced from 7 exons. Lineage: Eukaryota; Metazoa; Chordata; Actinopteri; Gonorynchiformes; Chanidae.
AGAAGGAAAACGCUGUAAUGUCAUAAGAGGCCGGGUACAUAAGAGCUGUUCUUUUUAUGCUGAUAUUACGCGGUCUUUGUAAAGAUGCUCAAAGUAACAGUGCUUAGUUUAAAGGCAUCGGCAUCAAGGUGCACGCAGAACUCCAGCUCCAAACAAGUUGGAACUGGCCUCUAUCUGCGACGGGAAGAUCUUUUCGGACGUCGUUGCUUUUCGGUAUGUUCUUGCUUAUGUGGGAAGGUGCUUCCGAGGAAAAAGCCCAAAGAAGUUUUUGAAAUAAACGGACUUGAACCUAUUACUUAUGCGGAUAGAAUGCACUACGUUCCUGGGUUGGCGAAGCCCAAGUUUUCCCCAUGGGAACGUGGUUGGCAUGAUCCCGCUCACUAUCGGUCGCCCAAACAGGAGGAUAUGCCCCUGUACAAAGAAAAAAAUUGUUACAUUUUUAAUCAGAGGACAAAUGCACUUGAAGGUGUGCGCCAAGCACUGUGGCUUACUAAGUCCAAGCUUGUCAAAGGGCUUCCUCCUCAGAUCCUGUCCCUUGCUGAAGAUCCCAACAAUCAGAUUGAGAAUCAGGAUGAGCGAGUCCAGAAUGCCAUCAGACAUGCUCGUCUUUGGGACACAACCGACCCCAGGCCUUCAAGGCAGAGAUUUUGUCCUACUCUGCUGAAGAACCUGCUACACCUCUGUGGUGGACUCCAGGUGACACAACCUGAGCUUGGCAGAAGGAUCUUGGCAGAGAAAUACAGCCUGGCAGCCACAUGGAACAGAGGGGAAGAUCUCUUCCAGGUGAGAGGCCAAAAUGGGCUGCUGUUGAACAGUGCGAGGCCUCUCCCAGCGGUGGCCGGGCAGGAGGAGAUCCAGAGCACGGCAGAUCACGUCCUGGAGAGCUUCUAUCCCAUCUCCCCGACCAUUGACCUGCAGCGUGCCCAUGUUUAUGAUGAGAAGACAGACACGGGUUUCAGAGAGAACAACCCUUACCCCCACGCCCACACUCUCUUCCUAUUGGAAGCCGAUAGCACUCCCAGGCUCAAGCCUGAGCAGCUCCGUGCUAAGAUGGUCAUGUUCACUUUUGGGAAUGCGCUGGCUCGUGCCCAUGCCAACUACGGGAGAGAACCAAGGGUCCUGGAAAAGCCCAUUGUUGUGCAGAGCGUUGCCACUAAUGGCCGGGUUUUCCAGUUUGUGGUGUUCCAGCUCAACACCACUGACCUGGCAUCCGAUAGUGGAGUGAAGAACCUGGUGUGGGUAGAUGAGGACCAGCAGCUCUACGACUUCGCUAAAGUCCGGCCUUUCAUUAAGAAAAAGGUUGUGAAGGUUCCUGCUGGUCUGUCAGGAUAUCAGCCAGACACCUUCAAGAGGUUCCUGGCACUCUAUCUCCAUGGAGCAGAGUAAACAGCCAAUAGGCUAAAAAAGACUUUUACUGGAAUACAUUGGCACUCCUGUCUGGAUGAUUCACCUUCCUGUAACACAGAUGUAACUUUGUGUCUGUUUUUACCCAUUAUCACUGGAACUUUUUCCAGUGCUUAUGGUAGAAAGUCCCAACAAGACACAAUGGAAAUACCUUGAAUAUGUCAAUAACUGAUAUGGCUCUUGCUUUCUUCAUUUUUUUUGUUUAUUAUAUGGAGGACAGAGGCAGAAAUAAGAAAUGCUUUGUGUCAUCUAUUCCCACAGAGACAAAUAAAAAUAAUUUAAUCAGAAAAAUUUCACUAGUCAUUAUUUUACCCUUGCUCUCAGCAAACAAAGUGAACAGUUUACAUUCUGAUGGCUAAAGAACAUUAUAGCAAAUGGUAAUGUAUUACAGGUCCAGAGUCUAUUUCUGUGACAUUUUGUACAAAGACACA